CGGUCGUUGACGGCAGAUAAACCACGCCCAUCGGAGCCGAUCAGAGAGGGAAGCUGGUAACUCAUUUCGUGAAGGAGCGACAUGAGCGCUUGUACCGUUUCUUGAGAGAAGGCGCGACGCGAUUACGACGGAUUCCAUUGCUAUAAAAUACGCGCGACGGAGAAGUGUCAGCCGGUCUUGGGAUCGUUCGUGAGUUCAGUGAGUAGUGUACAAGUGCGUGAUUGGUUUCAUUUCGGACACGUGGUUACAAUUUAGAUUAAGUAUUGGAAGACGCUUCGAAAGAAUAUCGGCUUACGAAGAAGAAAGAUCGUUUAGCCUCGAGGAAUUACUUUCGACUGAGAGGAAUUUCUCGAUUUAGAUUAGGAUGUCACACCACAGCGACGAUAACAUGCUUAUAGCAACGUCCGAUUCUUUCUGGGAGCCGGGCAAUUACAAAAGAACGACUAAAAGGAUCGAGGAUGGUCACAAGCUAUGCGAUAGUUUAAUAGCAUUGGUUCAGGAAAGAGCGGAAAUUGAAAAAAGUUACGCGAAGGCGUUGAAGAAUUGGUCGAAAAAUUGGAACGACAAGAUCGAAAAGGGCCCAGAAUAUGGGACCACGGAAGCUGCAUGGAAGGGUGUUUUGGUCGAAUCCGAUAGGUUGUGCGACCUUCAUCUUAGGGUUAAGGAGAACCUUUGCAACGAUAUUAUUCAACAAGUGAAGACAUGGCAAAAGGAUACCUAUCACAAGUCGAUGAUGACCCUCAAAGAGCGGAAGGAAAUGGAAGAUGCUUUUAAAAAAGCGCAAAAGCCCUGGGCGAAACUAUUACAGAAAGUCGAGAAAGCCAAAGCGGAAUAUCACAACAGCUGCAAAACUGAACGAACUGCGGCUAAUAUGGAGAGGAACGCUUCCGCUGAUAGUUCUCUUUCACCCGAUCAGAUGGCCCGAGGCUCUGAAAACAUGACUGAGUAUGGAUGUGGUGCAUGGGGCAUCAGAAUACAAGAGUGCCUUAGGAAUUCUAAAAUAGGCGACGUUCAGCUUGUAAAGAAAAUGCAGGACAGAGUACAGAAGACGAAAGAGGAGGUACAAAAGGCGAAAGAAAAAUAUGAAGCUGCACUUCAAGAAAUUAAUCAGUAUAAUCCAAAAUAUAUGGAGGAUAUGUCGCAAGUAUUUGAUAAGUGUCAAGAAAUGGAAGCGCAACGACUUCAAUUCUUUAAAAAAGUUCUAUUUGGUAUUCACAAGUGCCUCAAUAUAUCACAGGAUCCAGUGCUUCCACAAAUAUACGAAGAAUUCUACCAUACUAUUAACAAUGCAGAUCACGAGAAGGAUCUUAAAUGGUGGUCUAAUAAUCAUGGUGUAAAUAUGGCUAUGAAUUGGCCACAAUUUGAGGACUACACAGAGGAAUUCCGUGACAUCACCAAGGGUUCGAAGUCAAAGGAGGCACUUCCAGCUGGAUCCAUCACUCUCAUCAAUCAGCGACCGGUCGGCGAGGAUCUGCAUGAAUUCCCUCCAGUCAAUCAUAAAUCAAAGUCAAAGUCUGCUGGUCGUGUUAUAACAACAGAUGGACUCCAUGGGGACAGUAAAACAGAUACUAUUAGUUCGAGCAAACAAUCUUCUGAAAAAAUUAAUCACGAAAGUAGUGGAGUUAAUAGAAGUUCAACGAUUACGAAUGGUACUAAUACUAAGCAGGAAUCAAAUCCAUUUGAAGAAGAAGAAUGGGAUGAAGAUGGUGGUGAACCAUUAGUAGAUAGUGGAGAGCCAGGGGUUCCAGUUAAAGCUUUGUAUAAUUAUGAGGGAGCAGAAGCUGAUGAACUCAGUUUUAAACAAGGUGAUAUAUUUGAGAAAUUGGAAGACGAAGAUGAGCAGGGAUGGUGUAAAGGAAGGAAAGAUGGUAGAGUUGGUCUUUAUCCUGCAAAUUAUGUAGAGUUAUUAUCUCAAUAGUUUAUGCAAAGUUAAAUUUUCUAAAAUUCUUUCUUGGUUACUUAACAAGUAAAAUUAUGAAGAACAAAAUCUAGUUAUUUUGUUGUUUUCUGUUUUUAUUUUUCGGUGAUGCAAUGUCAUCACAAAAGUUUAUUUUUGUUAGAAAAAAAAAAAAAAAAAAACACUUACAUUUUUUUCGUGUAUGACACGAUGAUUUGCAUAAGCUGAAAAUUUCACAAAAACUGUGAAUACAAAAACAGUGACAUUAUGUGACUGUUUUUCUGUUUUUAUAUCAAAGAUAGUUCAAUGAAAUGAGUUCUUUAAAAAGAUCUCAGACAAAACAUCUCCAAUUGCAGUUAAUACGUUUUUUUUAGAUAGAUAAGUUAGUAAAAUUCAUUGUUAGUAUUAACAAUUAAAAUGAAUAACAUGUAUGCAAAUCUUAGAUCUUCGAGUAAUGUACAGUCAUUCAUUUUGUAACACAUUAUUAUUGUUACAAUUAAGAAUCUUUUGGCUGAAGACAAAAAUUUUAUUUAAUUUAUUGUUAUUAAAAAAGUACCUUUGAAACCUUACACUUAUCUAAAUGGUGUCAUUGUACAUAAUAGAAUUAAGAGCUUAGUAAUAUUUGAAGUUAUUAGAUAAAAUGUCACAGUGUAUGCGAUAAAGUAUAUUAGGAUACUUUAAAAAUAUACUUAAAUUAAAUAUAUACUAUAAAUAACAAAAAUUCGGGACCCAAGAAUAUUCUUUUCUUAUUAAAAUAUCAUUUAAAAAAAAAAAA
Messenger RNA from Vespa velutina, 2672 nucleotides. RefSeq names its product protein kinase C and casein kinase substrate in neurons protein 1 (gene Synd). Bases 365 to 1918 code for a protein of 517 amino acids. Gene Ontology annotation, biological process: regulation of endocytosis; cytoskeleton organization; plasma membrane tubulation. The transcript is spliced from 11 exons. Gene Ontology annotation, molecular function: protein binding; phospholipid binding. Lineage: Eukaryota; Metazoa; Arthropoda; Insecta; Hymenoptera; Vespidae. Gene Ontology annotation, cellular component: endosome; cytoplasm; plasma membrane. The record is from RefSeq and is a predicted model, not a curated record.